AUGGAAGGGGAAGAGCUGCCGUUUGGGUACACGCACAGACGAGAGAAGCGCUCGCAUGAACAAAUGGACGACGACGAUGAUGAGGGCUCGGCCUCACCUACGUGGAGAUACAACCCCUUCCCGGACAUACGCCCUCACCAAACUCAGCCGCGCUUCCCCUCGGGCCUCCCGCUCAUCGAACACCUCCCACGCCCCACCCACUAUGACCACGCUCAAGACGCCGCCCACAAUAACUACGAGGAACCACACGCCCGCCACAAUCACUUUCAACAACCUAGAAGAGCGCCUGCUUUUGAGUCCGCCCUGCGCGCAGCCCGACCUCCUAUAGAACGCGCCUCAUCGUCCACCGCCACGCAAUCACGCCCUGCGGGACUCCACCUUCCCAGGAUGGAAAACAUGGCUUCUUCGGCUUCAGUGCGCUUCCCCGGAGACGGCUUCGACUACCGACGGCCAGCUGGAUCAUCAAGGGAACCUGAUGUUGGAUCUGUUGACCUAACAGGGGAAGAGGAAGAUGUGGGCCCGGACUUGAGCAGGGUUGACCAAGACGACAAUGGUGACCACGAUAACCACGAUGACGACGACGACGUUAUCAUCGAUCUCACCGCCGACGACUCUGGAUAUGGAGCUAGUCAGGAUGGCAACAGCGGCCGGCAACGACAUGAUCAUGUUGAGCGGCAAGACCCGAACCGUGCUCGUGCAAAUGGAGGACCCCGCUUACCGCGGGGCAUGGAUAUCAUAAUUGACCUCGACAAUGGUGAAGAAGAGUGGAGAAUGGCCACACCAGCUCCUGAACCAAGUUCCCCUGAUAUUGAAUUCAUUUCUUCCCGGACAAUCAACCCCAGGCGCCUGCCACCACCAAAUCUUGCCGGCAACAACUCCGACGGGGACGAGGUCGAGUUUUUACGAGAAAACGCUCUGCCAGAGGCCGAAAUUCGACGGCGCAGGACUCGAGAGCUCGACAAUGUCUUGGAUCUUUUCGGUACGCUUAACGGUCGCUUCACACAUCUUCGGGCUCAAGUCGAUCGUUUCAAUGCCCAGAUCAACCGCACCGCGGGCCGCUUCCAUGAGCCUGUUGCUCCUCACCGGAAUCCAUCCCGAGGCCAUACACAUAUCCGUUUGGGCUUCAUUACACCUGUCAUGGACUUUGAGGGUACUGGCUUCAACUAUGGGCAGGCAGCACGCGAAGCACCAGCACCUCCACCUACCUAUGAGGCGCCACCUCAAGCACCUGAGGGUUUCACGAGGAGCCCGGAAGAGGAAGGUGCGCUUAUCUGCCCAAAUUGCGAGGAAGAGCUGUGUGUGGGUAGCGAUGAGAUCAAACGACAGGUGUGGAUUGUCAAAGGCUGCGGUCAUGUCUACUGUGGAGAAUGUACCACGAAUCGUGCUGCUAAACGUACUGCAAAGGGCAAAGAAAGGCCGGUCAGCACCAACCCGUUCAAGACCUGUGUCGUCGAAGGCUGCGACAAGAAUGUAUCAAACAAGAAAAGCAUGAUUCAGGUCUUCCUUUGA
This is a messenger RNA of Bipolaris victoriae FI3, 1509 nucleotides long. RefSeq lists its product as hypothetical. The record is from RefSeq and is a predicted model, not a curated record. Gene Ontology annotation, cellular component: SUMO-targeted ubiquitin ligase complex. The transcript has 3 exons. The coding region runs from base 1 to 1509 and encodes 502 amino acids. Gene Ontology annotation, molecular function: ubiquitin-protein transferase activity. NCBI's taxonomy places the organism in Eukaryota, Fungi, Ascomycota, Dothideomycetes, Pleosporales, Pleosporaceae.